Molecule: messenger RNA, 1125 nt
Organism: Raphanus sativus (radish)
Lineage: Eukaryota; Viridiplantae; Streptophyta; Magnoliopsida; Brassicales; Brassicaceae
Exons: 5
Coding region: 14-955 (313 amino acids)
Biological process (GO): regulation of auxin polar transport; gravitropism
Source: RefSeq, a predicted model, not a curated record
AACCUAUAUAUAUAUGUGUGUAGUUACAAAACCUAAGAAACCUUACAGAAGAAAAACAAAAGAAGCAGAAACGAAGACAAACAUGAAGCUGCUAAGUUGGAUUCGAACUAUAAAGCAAAGCGGCUUAGACCAUUCAAAGGAGUUCAAAGGUAAUUUCUGUUGUCUAAGAGCUCAGGUUUCUUCUCAAGUCCAAGACAUCCGUACAAACUCCUUCGCCUUCUAUGAACCAUCUCGUGACCCGAAACCACCAGAAGCUGAUGAGGACCUCCGGUUUGAUCAUGAAGACGUGUUCAGUGGAUUUCUAACGAUCGGGACUCUUGGUAGAGAAACUGAAACACCAAGAUUCACUUCGGUUGCAGAAGAAGAUGUAACCGGAGCACAAAAAGAUAUUGCAAAGCUCUUAACUAAGAAGCUAGAGGAAUAUCCUGAGGAUAGAAGCAGUAAGCAAGUACUUGAGAGAUCGAAUGCAGAAGGAGAUAGAGAAUCAGUUGACGUAUGUCCUUCACAAGGUAAUGAUCUCUACCUAAAGAGAAGCAAAGAAGCAAAGCAAAAAAAGGGUGUACUUACAAUCACAAACCUCUUCAAGAGAAGAAAGACAGUAGAAGGAGAGUGUAACUCCAUGGAGAAACAUGGCACACCAGAUCUGAUUAGAAGGGUGUUCGAUAAGCUCCACAUGUCUUCUUCAAAUACAAUAAAAGAUGACAAUGAUGAUGAUUAUAUGCACAAGAAGAAAGACAUCAGAAAGAAUGUUCAAAUCUUCAGGAGUAGAGUCCAUCCUGUUCUCUGUACAACUGCAAGAGACGAUAAGGAGAUAGAUGACAGCAGAAGCUGCACCAACCUCAAGGAUCCUCCUCUUAACGGAGGGUUACUUGAUUCAAGCUCCAUCUCGGAAACGAACAUGAAAAAAGAAAAAUGGAUCAAGACUGACGCAGAGUAUCUUGUUCUGGAAUUUUGAUGAACAACAACAACACAAAUUGCAGCAAACCUCUAUUGAUGUUACACAAUCAAAGUAGUCUCCAAUCAAAUUUACAUGUAAUCUAUACAAUUACUAUCUAUUAUUGUGUUGUCAACAUGUUAUGUAGUCUAGUUUAAGCCAAUUAAUAAUAAAUCUUCUAUAUUACUUAA